CGGAGCGGCUGCUGCGAGAUUCACCGCACUCCAUUUGAAAUGAUGGAAGUGACAAUGGAACCUCUGUGUCGACCACCACUAUCACCAGGAAUAGAUGCCGCCCCAAACGUUACUGGCUUCAACCAGAGUACCGGAAAGUGGUACAGAAAAGCAGCGCACCGAGUACAAGUCUCCACAGUACGAGCGUCUGGGAUUCAAUCUCAUCAAAAAAAGACUGGUGGCUAUGGGUUACCCGCAGGAAAUUCUAGAGUUUGAAUACGACCCUUCGUUUCCUGUCAGAGGUCUGUGGUUUGACUCACUCUACGGAAAUCUAUUGAAGGUUGAUGCGUACGGAAAUAUUCUGGUCUGUGUUCAUGGUUUUGACUUCCUGAAAUUUUCCCAGGUGUACGAGUUAUACCCCAACAAGUUUUUACAGUUAGAUGAAUCUCGAGUUUACGUUUUGAAUACUUUGUUUAAUCUCCCUGAGACAUACCUUCUUGCCUGUUUAAUUGACUUCUUCACAAAUUCCCCUCAGUACACAAGAGAAAAAACAGGUGUGAAAGGUGGUGAUCUCUACAUGUCCUUUAAAUCAAUAUUUCAAGAUGUACGCAGUGCAGUGGACUGGGUUCACAUCCAUGGUGAUUUGAAAUCAAGCACUGUUGAAAAUCUGGAAGAAUAUGUCAAGAAAGAUGAACGUCUACCAAUGUUUCUGUCUCGGAUAAGAGAGAGUGGGGCCAAAGUCUUUCUUUUGACAAACAGUGAUUACAAUUUUACUGACAAGAUCAUGUCUUACCUCUUUGACUUUCCUCAUGGACCAAGGCCAGAAGACCCACACAGAGACUGGAAAACAUACUUUGAUGUAAUAGUUGUUGAUGCCAGGAAGCCUCUUUUCUUUGGAGAGGGUUCUAUCAUGCGUCAAGUAGAUACAUCUACUGGUGCCUUGAAAGUUGGAACCCACAUGGGUCCACUACAGACUGAACAUGUCUAUUCUGGAGGUUCAUGUGAUGUAUUCACUCAAUUAAUUGGUGCCAAGGGUAAAGAUGUAUUAUAUAUUGGAGACCACAUAUUUGGAGAUAUUCUUAAAUCUAAGAAAAUCAGAGGAUGGCGAACUUUCCUCAUUGUUCCGGAAUUAGUGCAAGAACUCCAUGUUUGGACUGAUAAGUGCCAGCUUUUUGCGGACCUCCAGAAUUUGGAUGUCACAUUGGGAGAAAUGUACAAAAACCUGGACAGUAGCACAAAAGAGAAGCCUGAUAUUUCCAAACUUAGAAAUGCGAUACGCGAUGUCACUCACAAAAUGGAUCUGGCUUAUGGUAUGAUGGGUAGUUUAUUCCGUUCAGGAUCGAGACAAACUUUCUUUUCAAGUCAAGUUGUUCGCUAUGCUGAUCUGUACGCUGCUACCUUCUUGAAUUUGAUUUACUAUCCUUUCUCAUACAUGUUCAGAGCUCCUGCAAUGCUGAUGCCACACGAGUCGACAGUAGCCCAUGAGCAGCGGUUUGUAAUGGAAAGCCCUAUGAUCUCACGGUCAAGGACAUUCUCUAUCAUUGAAAACGAGGAGCAGACUGAAAAUAAUCAUCGCCCUAAGUUGGAGAAAAUGCAUAGCACAAUUCCUCAUGCCAGACCUGAGACUCCUCGAUGUGUCACACACAACCAUGAUGAAGAUUAUUCAGAUGAGGAAAGUGAUAGCAUCAAAUCUAAUGAAGAAAAGACCACAUAAUGGGUUUACUGCUUUUAUACAAUGAAAAGUUUUCCUUGCAUUUGUAAAGAAAACUACAUUUGAAAACUGUUAAUUUACCUAACAUCAAUGUGAUACUAAGUUAUUGCUUGAAAUAAAAUGUUUAACAUGAAAGUUUUCCACAUAGCCACCAACCACAAACAACCUGAAUUGAAUUGGUCAAUGCUUUUUGUUAUUUGAAGAACACUUGAUUAAUUUUUCCAAUUUUGAAUACUUUUAUUCUGUGUUAUUCUCAAUGAUUUACUCUCCUUUCUGUGUGAUCAUUCCAUGGUAUGACUAAAAUGCGUACAAACUUCAUUUCUACCAGCAAAUUAAUGAAGUUUUGGAUGAAAAGAAAACAAAUUUGAUUAUAUAAUUUCUUUGAGAUGCAUUUAUCUGAACUUAUUUUUCUAUUUGUGUAAUUAUGUUAAAUGUGGAAAUAUUGGAUAAAAAAAUGCUAUGUAUUCCCCAUUGGAUUUGGUACUUUGGAAGUGGGUCUUAUAAACUGCAUGCAUACUACAUGAAAUCUCACCAAUUUCAAAGGGGAUUUAGGAUCAAGUUCUAUAUUGGAUUGUGAAAUUUCUGAUUUGUACUGUACUUGUCUUGUUGUAAGGCUGAAUACUUGUUUUGCCUUGUUCUGAUUGUAAUUUGAUCUGUCAAUUUCUCCCAAAACCAUAUGUGUACAUGGCCCCAGGCUCUUCACUGCCGUUGUGUUGUUUUUAUUCAACUGUGAUGCAAGCAUUAUAAAGCAGUAAAGUUCCUGAACAGUAUUGUGGGAAUUUUUCUAAGAGAAAAGAAAGGUGUUGAGAAUAGAGAUUUUAACCCCAGAGACAGCUGCAAGAAAACUAAAAGGCUUUUAGAAAAAAAAAAUGAAAUUGUGAAAUUUUUAGUUAGUUUAUGUAUCCUUCCCUCACUGUUUCUGUUUCUGAGGGCAAGUGAUUUUGUCGACAACAGUAAUAGAUGUUUUGUAAUCCUUGUAAUGUGGAAGUAUUCCUAUUUGCCUUAGUUAUAAAUCAAAGAAUAUUCCUUGAACUGACUGUAGUUAUUUUAACAUUCUAAAUUUCAUUAUACUUUUAAUGCAACUCUAAGCAUGAUGUAGAAAAUAUUGUAAAAGAAUAAAUGUUGAUUUUUUAUUACACAGUUA
Frankliniella occidentalis (western flower thrips) is the source of this 2834-nucleotide messenger RNA. It is a transcript of the gene Nt5b, whose product is annotated as cytosolic purine 5'-nucleotidase. The record is from RefSeq and is a predicted model, not a curated record. Gene Ontology annotation, molecular function: 5'-nucleotidase activity. NCBI's taxonomy places the organism in Eukaryota, Metazoa, Arthropoda, Insecta, Thysanoptera, Thripidae.